AAACAAAAAGUCAAAACCCCAGUUAGGGUUUUUGCUCUUCAUCUUGCUCGUGGUCUAACGACUUGCAAGCCUCUUCAUUUUUCUCCAUUUGCAGGAAAAAUCUACCGUCGAUAUGGAUGCAGAGUUCGCAGAUGAUAAAGAUGGGAAAUCAUCAAAGUCCAGGGGUCAAGCAAAAGAGCAUAAGGAGCAGCUGGAAAGACUUAGGCAAAAGGACCCAGAUUUCUAUGAAUUCUUGAAAGAGCAUGACAAGGAACUUCUACAGUUUGAAGAUGAGGAUAUUGAGGAGGAAAUUGAUGAUGAUUUGGAGGAGGAAGAAACCGAAGUAGAUGUUGUUGAUGAUGAACUAAAAGAUGGUGAUGAUGAUGAAACUAGUGACCUUGAGGUUGCAGAGAAGGAAGAAAAGCCAUCUAAACGCGUUAUAACAGCUACCAUGGUUGAUGAAUGGUGUAACUCGGUUCGUAAGGAUGGAAAGAUCUCUGCUAUUCGUACUCUUAUGAAAGCUUUUCACACGGCAUGCCAUUAUGGUGAUGACAGUGGAGAUGACCCUUCAUCAAAAUUUAGUAUCAUGUCUAGCAGCGUUUUUAAUAAAGUAAUGUUGUUUGUACUGAGUGAAAUGGAUGGAAUACUUCGAAAAAUGUUGAAGCUUCCUUCUUCUGGUGGGAAAAAAGAGAUCAUACUAGAAUUGAGGAGCACUAAACAAUGGACGAACUACAACCAUAUAGUGAAGUCAUAUCUUGGAAACGCCUUACAUGUUCUGAACCAAAUGACAGACACACAAAUGAUAGCAUUCACUCUGCGGCGUCUUAAAUAUUCUUCGGUAUUUUUGGCUGCUUUCCCAAGUCUCUUAAGGAAGUACAUCAAGAUUGCACUUCAUUUUUGGGGUACAGGGGGAGGUGCCCUUCCUGUUGUCUCCUUUCUAUUUUUAAGAGAUCUAUGUAUUCGACUCGGGUCUGAUUGCAUAGAUGAAUGCUUUAAAGGGAUAUACAAAGCAUACGUUUUGAAUUGCCAGUUUGUAAAUGCUGCGAAGUUGCAACAUAUCCAAUUUCUUCAGAACUGUAUUAUUGAACUUUUUGGGGUGGACCUCCCAACUGCAUAUCAACAUGCCUUCAUUUUCAUUCGGCAAUUGGCUAUGGUAUUGCGGGAGGCAUUGAAUACAAGAACCAAGGAAGCCUUCCGUAAGGUUUAUGAGUGGAAGUUCAUGAGUUGCCUUGAGCUCUGGACUGGAUGUAUUUGUACCUAUGGCAAAGAAUCUGACUUAAAGCCUCUCGCAUACCCACUAUCUCAAAUCAUUGCCGGGGUAGCACGUCUAGUUCCAACUGCCAGAUAUUUCCCUCUUAGAUUGAGAUGUGCUAGAAUGCUCAAUCAAAUAGCUUCUGCAACUGAUACUUUUAUACCCGUUUCCAUGCUUCUAUUGGACAUGCUCGAAAUGAAAGAACUGAACAGGCCCCCAACUGGAGGCAUUGGCAAAGCAGUUGACUUGCGUACAAUACUCAAGGUUAGCAAGCCAAUUGUGAAGACCCGAGCAUUUCAGGAGGCAUGUGUCUUUUCUGUUAUUGAUGAGCUUUCCGAACACCUAGCUCAAUGGAGCUAUUCUGUGUCUUUCUUUGAGCUGUCUUUUAUUCCAGCUGUACGGUUACGUAACUUCACCAAGUCCACCAAGGUUGAUAGGUUUCGAAAGGCAAUGCGACAGCUUAUCCGUCAGAUUGAGGCUAACUCUGUAUUUACAAAUGAGAAACGCAUGUCAAUUUCUUAUAUGCCAAAUAGUCCUGCAGUGACAUCUUUCCUCGAGGAUGAGAAGAAGGCAGGGGCGAGCCCUCUGUCACAAUUUGUUUUAAUUUUACGCCAAAGAGCACAACAAAGAAACAAUUCCUUGAUGGAAUCCAGUGUUGUUGUUGGUGAAAACUCAUCCUUCUUUGGGAAUAAGAACAAGACGACAGACAGCGAUGACGACGAAGAAGACCAUACCCGAAAUGAGGAAGGCACAGUUGUGUUUAGUUCCUCCUGGUUACCAGGAACUGAUUCUAAGGAUGAAAAACCUAAGGAAUCGAAAAAGAAGAGAAAAAAGAAGAGAAAGACAGAGCAACUGGAUGAUGAUCAGUUGGCUGUGGAUGAAGAUGUUGUCCAGGACUUGGUCCUGAGUUCUGAUGAAGACGAUUCAUCGAUUGACGGCCAUGGCCGGUCUAAUGAGGAAGAUGAAGAUGGGAAACCACCAUUGCCUCCAAAACAACAAACCAAGAAGCAUAAACAAUCCACACAUGCAUCAAAGAACAAAAAAUUUCAUGCAAACAAAUCAAGGAAGAGAAAGAGGCCAAGUUCUAAUAAAGGAGAUUAAAAAGAUCAUUUAAACAAUGAGUUCUUUCUUUAUGCAAUUUUGAGGUAGCGACCCACCACUAAUGACGCAAGAAUUCAUCGUUUAGAUGGGGAACGAGGAAGGACCGGGACAAUUUUUCAUCCUGUAAUGUUAAACGGGGUGAGGGUGAGGAUAACACUUCCCACCUUAAGGGGCUUGGUUUAAAUUUUUUAUUUAUUUUUUCACACUUUCUUUUAUGUAUUUUAUAUUUUUAUUGAUAUGUUAUCGUAAUAUAGUUUUUAAAAA
This is a messenger RNA of Humulus lupulus (European hop), 2596 nucleotides long. RefSeq names its product nucleolar complex-associated protein 2. Gene Ontology annotation, cellular component: nucleolus; Noc2p-Noc3p complex; Noc1p-Noc2p complex. Bases 113 to 2332 code for a protein of 739 amino acids. Gene Ontology annotation, biological process: ribosomal large subunit biogenesis. The record is from RefSeq and is a predicted model, not a curated record. Lineage: Eukaryota; Viridiplantae; Streptophyta; Magnoliopsida; Rosales; Cannabaceae. The transcript is spliced from 12 exons.